AUGCCGAGUCGUUCGCGCCGCGCCGCGCCGUGCGAUGCCGAGCCGUGCCGAGCCGUGCCGUGGCGGGCGGGGCACGGAGCCUGUCCCCCGCCGUCGCCGCUGCCGCCGCGCUCUCCGCCUGGCCCCGCCGUGCCCCGCCGGCCCGUGCGCCCCGGGGCAGAGCGCGGCAGGCUCGGCGGGGGCGGGCAGCCUGCGGGCAGCUCGCCCGGCGGCCCCCUCCUGCUCGCCCGCCUGCGGACUCCUCCUGCCUCGGCGGCUCCCUGGCCGUUAACCGCCUCCCUGCCGCGGCCCGCCGCGACCCACGGCGGCCAGCGCCGAGUCACGGCCGGCCCGGCCCCGGCUGUCCCGGCUGUCCCGGCGGGAUCCGGCCGGCGGGACGCCGCCGGAGCGCGGCUGAACGCGGGGCGCCAGGGGUGCACUUUGCCGUGCCUCCCCCCGGCCCCGCCGUGCUCCUCGGUGCCCCGGAGCCAGGAGGGCGGCAGUGUCGCCUCCCGCGCCCCGUGUCCGCCGCCCCCCUCUACACCGCGCUCGCUGUGCCCCCGGCAUGGGCUCCCCCGGCUUCAUUUAUGCCCCACUUCCUUCCCUCUCCCUCCCUCGCUGCUCCUCAUUGUUCCACGGCAGCGCUCAAGCACCAAGGAGCCCUCUGUGGGCAUCAAGGCUGAGCCCACUGUGGGCACCAAGGCUGAGCCCACUGCGGGCACCAAGGCUGAGCCCACUGUGGGCACCAAGGAGCCCUCUGUGGGCACCAAGGCUGAGCCCACUGUGGGCACCAAGGAGCCCUCUGUGGGCACCAAGGCUGAGCCCUCUGUGGGCAUCAAGGCUGAGCCCACUGCGGGCACCAAGGCUGAGCCCACUGUGGGCACCAAGGAGCCCUCUGUGGGCACCAAGGCUGAGCCCUCUGUGGGCACCAAGGCUGAGCCCACUGCAAGCAUUGCACAUGCACUGGCACUGGGCACCAAGCUCAGCGCCAGCAGUGUGCUGUGA
Messenger RNA from Zonotrichia leucophrys gambelii, 984 nucleotides. RefSeq lists its product as uncharacterized. The transcript is spliced from 2 exons. The record is from RefSeq and is a predicted model, not a curated record. Bases 1 to 984 code for a protein of 327 amino acids. Lineage: Eukaryota; Metazoa; Chordata; Aves; Passeriformes; Passerellidae.